Messenger RNA from Haplochromis burtoni (Burton's mouthbrooder), 3502 nucleotides. RefSeq names its product GTPase IMAP family member 8-like. Gene Ontology annotation, molecular function: GTP binding. The record is from RefSeq and is a predicted model, not a curated record. Bases 131 to 2083 code for a protein of 650 amino acids. The transcript has 3 exons. Lineage: Eukaryota; Metazoa; Chordata; Actinopteri; Cichliformes; Cichlidae.
AGUUACUAACAUCAGGAUUGUGCUCCUUGGAGCUAAGGGUUCUGGGAAGACUUCAGCACUCAACACAAUCCUGGCAAGAGAGAACAACCCUAAACCCAUUAGGACAGUUCGUUGCCAGGCUGGACAAGAAAUGGUGCUUGGGAGACUGGUAACUGUGGUGGACACACCAGGGUGGUGGAUGAACUACUUCUGUGAUGAGAGCUCCAACUUUGAUCGGGGGGAAUUGGCGCUGAGUUCGUAUUUUUGUCCUCCGGGACCUCACGUAUUUCUGCUGGUGAUCCGUGUGGACAGAGCAUUCACAGAGACCUGCAGAAGAGCAGCACAGGAGCAUCUAGAUAUGAUCGGUGAACACAUCUGGAGUCACGUUAUCUUGCUGUUUAGUUUUGGGGACUGGCUCGGAGACACGCCUAUUGAGCAGUCCAUUGAGAGUGAGGGAGAAGCUCUGCGGUGGAUUGUUGAAAGAUGUGGCAACAAGUAUCAUGUUCUGAACAGUAAAAUGAAAGAUAAGGAAUUUCAAGUCAGGGAGUUGAUUGCAAAGAUUGAGAAAACCAUCACUAGCAGUGACAACGGCUGCUAUUAUAAACUAGAGAGGAAAGUGUUGGAGCAGCUGGAGGGGACGAUGCGAAGAGAGAAAGAGAGAGCCAGAGAAAGGCUAAUGAAGAAGAAGAAACAAAGGCAGAUGGCAAGAGCUCAGCUGGAGAACCUCGAACCUUUGACAGAGCUGAGAGUCGUGCUCAUUGGUGGCCCAAAAAUAGGCAAAAGCUCCUGUGGAAACACCAUCCUCAGCAGAGACUGCUUUGACACGGCUGCUCAAACUACUUCCUGCACCGAAAGGAAGGAAAAUAUCUGUGGCAAGAUGGUGGUGGUAGUAGACACACCAGGCUGCCUUUCUGUGACAUCGGACUUCUUGAAGGCAUCCUGUGCUAUACUUCUGGUUGUCAAUCUUAGCUCGUCGUUCAAAGAUACCUGGAGGAAAACCUUGCAAAAAGACCUGGAGGCAGGUGGAGAUCAGUUAUGGAGCAGAUGUAUGGUCCUGUUCAGCUAUGGUGACAUGCUGGGUGACACAAGCAUCGAGCAGCACAUUGAAAGCGAAGGAGAGCCACUGCAAUGGCUUGUUGAGAAGUGUGGGAACAGAUAUCAUGUUUUAGACAAUAAGAACUGGGGAGAUGGAGCUCAGGUUAAAGAGCUAAUUGAUGUGAUGGAGGAGAUGCUGGUUGAUGAGAGGCAGGCUCUUCUUCACAGAGAUGAUCACAUGUGGAAAAGUUUUGCUUCAGCUCAAGAGCAGCAGAUAGGCACAGAGCCACUGAGCAAAAGGGGACCAGAGGAUUUCAUGCGCAGCAGACCUGAGCAGUCCAAUAACUUGCCUGAAUCUCUCCCCUAUCGAUCACCAAAGCUCUCAGAAGAUUGUUCUCAGUUAGUAGCGUUACCAGCAGGAAGAACCACAGAGUUGGCUGGAUGCAUCAUUGUGGACCAAUAUCACUUCAUGUCCUAUAUAUUCUCUCCGCUUUCUGGCAAACAAGUACUGAGGUUGCCAAAAGUGACUCAGCAUGUCCCAUCUCCUGCUCCUCACAACCACCUGAGAGUGAACAGGGAGGGUCACAUGGAUCCCAUCCCACGCAGACUUGAAACAACGCAUCUGGUGUCAUCUCAGACACAGAACGAGGCAUGUGUAGAACAAGAUUUGAUCAGUGUGCAAUCACUCUGCCAUCCUGCACUGAUAGAGCGGACUCUUAGGAGGGUCUCUGAGUCUGGAGGCCUGCAGACAUUCAUUGAUCAGUGGGGCAACAGCAGCCUGGAGGAACUGGAAGCCUUCGUUGACUUGCACUUUGAGAUUGUGUGGGAAGAAGCCAUGAGAUCAUGUCAGCCGCCUGAACCGAGCCACGCCGUGCCUGAGCAGGAUAAUGCUGUUGGGGAAGCUGGAGAGGAAGUGUUUACAUCCAUUCACAGGAAACUUUCAAAGCUGGAGCUGCUUGAGGAGAUAAAGAGGGAUCUGGCAGAACAGAGAAAGCACGUGGAGCAAAUCUGGAGGAUCAUACAGCAACUUGCAUACGAAAUCAAACAGGGCCGUAAUAAUACACGCUAAUAAAGGGGUCUCAGUAAUAACAGAAACAAAGAUCAAUAAUAAAAGCAGAGAAUGGAAGAGAGAAAUUGGUAUUUUAUCGAGUGAAAUAAAAAUUCAGAAGCAGUUUUUGGGAGGUUUAUGUAAAUAACAAGAAAAACUAAAGCAGAUUUUAUGGUUUUUAUCCACAAGAUGGCGCUAUUGUAUAAGGGAAGGUUGGGUAAACCAUGUUCCUCUCACUCAUUUAACUUUUUUUCAUGGAAAAUAUUAGAAAUGGAUUAUACAAAUAGUUUCUGUCAUCAUUCAUUAAAUCUGAUGUAACACACUGAUGACUACACCUCCAGAAAAAAAGAUCAAAGGUUAAAAAUUGUUAGAAAAACAUUUAAAAUUGUCAUAAAAUCAAUGAAAAAUGAAGAUGCUGUUUCUUAAGUAUACCUUUAACUAUGGCAUACUUAAAACAAUAUUCCAACUUCUAUAUAAUAAAGUGACAGUGUUUAGAUUGUAGAUUUACAACAGGCAUCUUUAAAAAUGUGUCUAGUAGACAAUGCCACAAGUGAGCGCAUUUUAAAUAAAUAAUUAUGAAAAUUCUUGUUUAAAUAUGGAAAAAGACAGUUGAAGAUCUUGAUAAUCACAAUCUAAUGUUGUCCAAAUAUCUUUCUCUUUUUAUUAUAAUACUAUAAGAGCACAACUUAGGGAGGAAUCUCUGUAGCGUUGUAGAUGAAAGCAGAGAAGAUUGUACGUCUAAAUAAAGAAUAUAGCUUCUUGCAGAAUCGUUAAAGCCUUCAAAGAUUUAGAUUUGCUGUGUUUGCUUAUGCAGGUGUCUCCACGUCUACUUCACCCAGUUUUUAUUCAAACACUCCAAAAUCCAAGAAUCUGACAAUGGUUAACAAACAGGAAGUCAAUCCUGCUUACUUUCUUUGCAGAAAAAAUAGAGAAAUUGCAAAGCUUACAUUUAAAGUCUUUCCGCCCUCCAGUGUUUAUCAAGGGCUUUCAAGUGAGUCACACACAGACAGAAUGCAGAGGCUGAUAGGGCUCUGGCAAAGUAAUGCUGUGAAAGUCCACUGCUUUCAAGGCUAACUCUCAGAUCUUUCCAAAUAUACAUGUAUGCCAACACCAGGAGGCGGGUAGCAAUUUUUGAUGUAGGUAAAAAUUACUGAUGUGUAUUCUGAACCUAGAUGCAAAUAUGAAACAGCGAUACAUCUGACAUCUGAGGCCUCAAAAAUCUGGUGUGGUCAUUCUUCCCAAGCAACAUCACUGUGUUUCUCUUUAUUAAACAUGCAUUAUUCAACUUUGGAAAUAGGUGUCUCCACAUGGUAGUGAGAGAUAAGACACCUGCUGCCUUCAUGGCAUGGUAAUGCUUUAUACUUAUUGCCUUAUUACAAUGUUACUAGUGCGCAGAAAGCUAUGUGAUGCCAGGGCACGGAUUCAUGGAUUUAGAUGAGA